AAAAGACCUGGUUUCGGUAGAGUCGGAGCAAGCACGCUAGCCAUCACUCGCCACACUACAUAAAAGGCUCGGUGCCUCGCGCCAUCUAGAUCCCGAAAACCAAUUGCACUUCUAACUUCACCAUUCCAAUAGCAAUCAAAUCGUGAACGUUUUACGUUACAAUAACAAGAAGAAAAAGCGAGAGAGACAGAUAGAGAGAGAGACAGCUAUGGCUGGCUCGUGGGCACGCCGUUCUCUGGUUGUUCUAGCCAUCAUUUCCUUCGGAUGUCUAUUUGCAAUUUCCAUUGCGAAAGAGGAAGCCACCAAGUUGGGGACGGUCAUCGGGAUUGAUCUUGGAACAACCUAUUCCUGUGUUGGUGUUUACAAGAAUGGCCAUGUUGAAAUCAUAGCCAAUGACCAAGGUAACCGUAUCACCCCCUCAUGGGUUGCUUUCACGGAUAGUGAGAGACUGAUUGGGGAGGCUGCAAAGAAUCAGGCAGCUGUCAACCCUGAAAGGACCAUCUUUGAUGUUAAGAGACUUAUUGGAAGAAAGUUUGAAGAUAAGGAAGUACAAAGGGACAUGAAGCUUGUUCCUUAUAAGAUUGUUAACAAGGAUGGAAAGCCUUACAUACAAGUAAAAAUUAAGGAUGGUGAGACCAAGGUGUUCAGCCCUGAGGAAAUCAGUGCCAUGGUUCUGGUUAAGAUGAAGGAAACUGCGGAAGCAUUCCUUGGGAAGAAAAUACAUGAUGCUGUGGUCACUGUCCCUGCAUACUUCAAUGAUGCUCAGAGGCAGGCCACCAAGGAUGCUGGUGUCAUUGCCGGUCUGAAUGUUGCUAGGAUUAUCAAUGAACCCACUGCUGCUGCCAUUGCAUAUGGAUUGGACAAGAAAGGUGGAGAGAAGAACAUUCUUGUCUUUGAUCUUGGCGGUGGGACAUUCGAUGUCAGUAUCUUGACAAUUGAUAAUGGUGUUUUCGAGGUUCUUGCUACAAAUGGAGAUACUCAUCUUGGAGGUGAGGACUUUGAUCAGAGAAUAAUGGAGUACUUCAUUAAAUUGAUCAAGAAAAAGCAUGGAAAGGAUAUUAGCAAGGACAACAGAGCUCUUGGCAAGCUGAGGAGAGAGAGUGAGCGUGCAAAGAGAGCUCUGAGCAGCCAGCACCAGGUCCGCGUGGAAAUUGAAUCACUUUUUGAUGGUGUUGAUUUCUCUGAGCCACUCACCCGAGCUCGGUUUGAGGAGUUGAACAACGACCUGUUCCGUAAGACAAUGGGACCUGUGAAGAAGGCAAUGGAAGAUGCUGGACUACAAAAGAAUCAAAUUGAUGAAAUUGUUCUUGUUGGUGGAAGCACAAGGAUUCCAAAGGUACAGCAGCUUUUGAAGGACUACUUUGACGGAAAGGAGCCAAACAAGGGUGUCAACCCCGAUGAAGCAGUUGCCUAUGGUGCAGCAGUGCAAGGAAGCAUUUUGAGUGGAGAGGGUGGUGAAGAAACCAAAGAUAUCCUUCUCCUUGAUGUGGCUCCCCUCACCCUUGGAAUUGAAACCGUUGGUGGAGUGAUGACAAAGUUGAUUCCUAGAAAUACUGUUAUCCCUACCAAGAAAUCUCAGGUUUUCACCACCUACCAGGAUCAGCAGACUACCGUCUCCAUUCAGGUGUUCGAAGGAGAAAGGAGUCUCACAAAGGAUUGCCGGCUGCUUGGGAAAUUUGAUCUGUCUGGCAUUCCACCUGCUCCAAGGGGUACUCCUCAAAUUGAAGUGACCUUCGAAGUCGAUGCCAAUGGCAUCCUAAAUGUUAAAGCAGAAGAUAAAGGCACUGGUAAAUCAGAAAAGAUCACCAUUACAAAUGAAAAGGGACGUCUUAGCCAGGAGGAAAUUGAGCGAAUGGUUCGUGAAGCAGAGGAGUUUGCCGAGGAAGACAAGAAAGUUAAGGAGAGGAUUGAUGCACGCAACAGUCUGGAAACUUACGUCUACAACAUGAAAAACCAGAUCAGCGACAAAGACAAGCUUGCUGACAAGUUGGAGUCUGAUGAAAAGGAGAAAAUUGAGACCGCAGUGAAAGAAGCAUUGGAAUGGCUGGAUGACAACCAGAGUGUGGAAAAAGAAGAAUAUGAGGAGAAGCUCAAAGAAGUUGAGGCCGUUUGUAAUCCAAUUAUCACUGCUGUUUAUCAAAGGUCGGGUGGUGCCCCAGGCGGUCCAUCAGGCGAGGGCGAGGACGAGGACGAUUCUCACGAUGAGCUCUAGAGAUGUUUGCAUGGAUUUCACCGGUGCCGCAAACGCAGGAGCUAGAUAUGUUGAGAUGAAGUAGGUUAGCCGGAGUAUGUUAAUUUUUCUGAUAGGUGGGAAUUAAGAAUUUCCCCUGCGCUUGCUUUUUGGUGGCAACAAUACUUGCAAAUUUACUUGUACUUUUUUUAUUUUUUGACUAGUUUUACAACUUCUUCAGCUGUAUUUGCCUGGUUUCACUCCCUUUCUCUUUCUUUUUUUUUUUUUUUGUGGUCCUGCACUUCCAUUCCAUAAUGCUCGUCUUGUCCGAGCGACUCUUUAGACUAGAGAGUAACGUUAGUUGUUCAAGGAAAAGUGUUAUAAAGCUCUAGCACGAACCGCUAACAUUAUGAAUUUGAUUUUAUUUAGUUGCGAUACACCCAUCACGAUAUUUGGUAAUCAAGUACUAUAAGCCUGAGCUCCUCGUGCAUCAUUAAUGCCCUUCAAGAUUGAUUGUCACUUGCUAUUUAAGUUGUAAAACAAUUGCUAAAAUUCACAUAUCCGAGUCUCAUAAAUUUUUCCUUUCUUUACCAAGUUCAUGUUCUUUCACUAUUUUUUCCAAAUUAACAUUUUUUUUCAACAAUUUUUUAAUACUUUUUUUCAACAAAUCUACUUUUACUUCUAACCUCACCGAGUUAUCUCUCUACUAUCUAAAUUUCAAAUAAAGAUGUCAAAAUAAAAAAUCGAUCUAAGCUAACCUGCAAAAGAUCAACUUGAUUUAGUUUGAAUUUGCUAUUACAUUUAAACUGAAUAAAAGCAAAUAGCAUAUUUUAAUGUUCAGCUUGAAUAUUUUUUGUUUUAAACUUAACCCAAACUUAAUCACGAAUAUCCCAAACAAUUUUGAACAGUAAUUUGUUUAUAUUUAAAAUAAUACAAUUUUAUAAUUACGCAAGUGUCACAUUACUUUAAAAUAAUACACAAGAAUAUCAAGCCACGAUAUCAUUUAUUUAGAAAAUGCAUAAAAAAUUAUCAGGUAAUACAUUGAAUUUUUUUACGUUUAUUUAUUUAUUUUUAAAUAUGAUAUUUUUUAAAAUAAUUGUUUUGCCAUACUUUCAAUUAAAAAAAAAUCGUCAUCUCUUUUUGCGUCAUCUUCCUAUUUCUAAUGCGGCAAACAUGAUUGAC
Molecule: messenger RNA, 3352 nt
Organism: Abrus precatorius (Indian licorice)
Lineage: Eukaryota; Viridiplantae; Streptophyta; Magnoliopsida; Fabales; Fabaceae
Product: luminal-binding protein 5
Exons: 8
Coding region: 209-2212 (667 amino acids)
Biological process (GO): cellular response to unfolded protein; endoplasmic reticulum unfolded protein response; protein refolding
Cellular component (GO): cytoplasm; endoplasmic reticulum lumen; nucleus
Molecular function (GO): ATP hydrolysis activity; ATP binding; ATP-dependent protein folding chaperone
Source: RefSeq, a predicted model, not a curated record